This is a messenger RNA of Pocillopora damicornis (cauliflower coral), 2026 nucleotides long. Its product is annotated as U11/U12 small nuclear ribonucleoprotein 25 kDa protein. Lineage: Eukaryota; Metazoa; Cnidaria; Anthozoa; Scleractinia; Pocilloporidae. The record is from RefSeq and is a predicted model, not a curated record. Gene Ontology annotation, biological process: mRNA splicing, via spliceosome. Gene Ontology annotation, cellular component: U12-type spliceosomal complex. Gene Ontology annotation, molecular function: protein binding.
UUAGAUGCUGGUCACUCUUAGCGAUCAAAGGGUUAAUUCCACAAUAUAUAUACAGUCAGGUAAUUGAACUACUCUUCAGCAAUGCACAAAUCAUACAUGUUCUCUUAAGAUAUUAAUAGUGUUUAUUUAACUGAUACAUGCAUGAAUAUAAUUCAUUGUUACAUUGUAUGAGUUACGUUGUAUGAAUCACAUGUGAACCAGUUACACCCAUCUAUUGAAGAACAGUCUAUAGAUUUCUAAUGAGAUCUAUGCUUUUAAGUCCUUACAAAUUAUAUUUCAUGCAAACUUAAGAGUAUCAAAGCCAAGAUAUUAACCUAAAAUCACUGCUUCCCAGAGACGAGAUUUGUGAUAAAUUAUUCAUUUCCAGCGUCACUUUAGACCACCUGUCGUGACACUCCUUCACAAAUAGCCUAGACUAAAACUGUAUAUGUGUUGUAUUUGAACAAAAUCAGCAAAAAUGUUCCUAAUGAUUUAAUCUUCCACUUUUUCUCCAUGAGGAACGCUCGGAAAAAUGUUAUUUUGAAUAACGAUGAAACAAAUACCGCGAUAAAAAGACAAAAAAAUAUAUCGCGUGAUAUUUUAGUAUCUUUCGCCCGCGAAGGACUAAUCCGUCUCGUUCACAUUUACCGCAGAAGCGUUAUGUCAACUUGCAUACUCAAACAUUACGAUAGUCUUGUCGAUAUUUUCACAAUAACCUUUAGCUUUGACCACUUUUGGCUAACAAACGAAUAUCGAUUCCUUUUCGGUUGAACAUAUUUUCCAUAAAGGUCACCCAGAGUCCUCCCGUACGUAUGCAAAGGUUAAAAACUUAUUAAGCUUUUAAUUUUCCCGACUGCAUAACAAAAUCCGCGUUGGCAGGUUAUCGCAACAGAUUUCGUGAAUUUUCCCUCAAAUAAUACCAAUUUCAAAGACCCAAGAGAUAAUAUUUUUUUUUCUUUUUUUGAAGAAAGAUAAAAUUCAAAUUCAAAAUUGCAGGAAUAAGUACCCGAUCGAUCGCAAAGAAAUAUUACCAGUAAUUUAAGCGCAUGAAGCUUGUCUGACAUUUCAAUCUCUUCACACACCUCAACGAUUGUUUCUAGCUCCUUCUUCUUUUUGGCUCCAGCAGCAUACUCACAUGAAAACAAAAGAAAAACACCACACAACAGCACUCUUAAGUUAUUCUCCAUUUGAGAUCAUUAUCCAAUUUACGCUAUCUUUGAGUGUUAAUAAAUGUUGGCCGUAAUCUAAUCGUGGCAAGUAGAGGCAGGCGCACGUUUCUUGCAUCUUGAGAAAGCCUGGGAAUGAACAUCACUCAAUAUGGCGGACGAAGAAAGCCUUGAAGAAUUGAAGAUAAAGAUUGACUCUUUAUCGCAUCCAGAAGUGAUGGCUCUCUUUAGCGAAAAACUGGGGAAGAUAAUGGAAGAUCCACUCCUCAUUGGAUUGCCAAAUGAGCCAACUCUCGAUGAGAUGAACUCGCAGAUUGCACUGGAACAUGGCCGCGCUAUUGUUGUGAACGUUCGUCAGCAAGAUGAACAAGGCACUUUGCUACCUGUAGUUGUCAUCCAAAAUGCAACAGUGCAUGACUUAAAGAAGGCAAUACAAAGACACAUCUCACUUAAACUCUCCAGGGAAGGAGGUCCCAAUAUUGUCUCUUGCUAUGGCAUUCAAAAUAAAGAUGAGGUUACUUUUGUGAAGAGACUCCGAAGGAAAUAAUAGGAUCAUCUUUAUUAGAUGACAGCCAGUCAGAACAGCCAAUGAAAGGGACAGAGGAAUAGUUUUGGAUAUCAACUUCUGUCAUGUACCUUGUAAGUCACAGGAGAGAUGGAGAGUUGCCCAGUGAUAUCAGAGGAUGCAAUGUUUGUUGUUUUACUCCCAUAAGAGAGUGGAGAACACAUUGCUACAAGACCUAAAGCUGAUAUUGUGAUGAUUUCAUAACUCAGUAGACACAGUGCUGCAGGGAUUCAUUGUUAUGGUUUGCAUGGUCCCUUUUGUAGUCAUAACCACCAAUUCCACCAUUGGCAGUCACUUAUAAAAAAAAAUAUUAUAG